Molecule: messenger RNA, 2480 nt
Organism: Elaeis guineensis (African oil palm)
Lineage: Eukaryota; Viridiplantae; Streptophyta; Magnoliopsida; Arecales; Arecaceae
Product: SH2 domain-containing protein A
Biological process (GO): signal transduction; regulation of DNA-templated transcription
Molecular function (GO): DNA-binding transcription factor activity
Source: RefSeq, a predicted model, not a curated record
CGCCCGAUAAAAGAAAAACUUCAAGCCAGGGCCAGGAAAAAUAAAAGGGUUCCUCUCUCGCUCUCUCUUCCCACUCGUCUCCCUCCCCUCUCCAAAACCCCGCGCGGCAGACCAUGGCGGACGAGCAAUGGCGCGAGGAGGACUACUCCCAGCUGAGAGAUCUCCGUGUGAGCCUCGAUCAAGUAGGCGAAGACGGCGAAGGAAGAGGAGAUGGGGGCGGUGAUGGCGGCAGCGGCUUCUCCCUCUGCCUCUGGCUUUACCUCUCGAGCUCCGCUCGCCCUUCUUCCAUGAUCCUUCGACAGAUGACUUCGGAAAAUGAAGGUGAAGUUCCCUUUCUGGCCUUGAGUGAGCAAAACAAGCUGAUGCUCUUUCCUUUGAUGUUCUUACAUAAAGAAGCUCCAUCUACUGGCAGUUCCUUUACAUGGACUGACAUGCCCCACAUAUCUUCCAAGAUUGAAUUCCCACUGGAGAAAUGGGUUCAUGUUGGGUGUGAGGUAGCCACCCAUCAUAUGCGCCUUCACAUUGAUGGAAAACUAGUUGGAGAGGAACCUGUAACACUCCUAACCAAUAAGCAUCACUAUCGGGACAAUUUCAAGAGAAUAAAUUUUGUUGGUAAUGAUGGGAAACUUGAUGGUUAUGUCUAUCAUGCUCAAGUUUUGCCUAUAUCAGCAUCGAUAACAGAUCAGUUUGUAAAGGAUCCGCCAGUCAAAUUAUCUCUUGAUAGUUCAGGCAUCUCUGAUGGAGUUGAAGAAUGUGGGGAUGGUGUCUGGAGCAUUGUUGGUGGCAAGGCAUCUUGUCGCAGGAAUUUUUCGCUGGAUGUUGUUCUCUUAAAUGCUUUUGGUCGGACUGUAAACAAGGAGAUGGAGAUUGUUGCUUCACUUGUAUAUGCCGAUAAUGGAACUCCUGUUGAAAAGACUAGAGAUGAUGCAGAAGCUCCAUUACUGACGAGCUAUGAUGGACUUGAACACCCUUCCACGGACAGGCCUGUUACACUUCUUCGUGGAUGUGCAACCUUUAAGCUGAAGAUAUCUCAGCUGUCUUCUAAAUCUGACAAUAGGCUGUUCCGUGUUUGUUUUCGUACAAUGCAUGCUCAAAGAUAUCCAUUUCUAGAAGCAUACUCCCAUCCAAUCCAUUGCAUCUCAAGGAAUCGCAGUAACCGACCAUUGGCUUUAGGGAAAAGAUUGGCUUCCACAAGGGUGCUACUUGAUGAAAUUCAGUCACUCAAAGGCAAUGAUGGGUCUAGAGUAAUUCAUGAUACCUAUGGAGAUGAUCGUUUCCGCAUCCCGAAUCAGAGCGUAUUGAGAUGCAAUACCCCAUCAAAGCAUUCUAAACUAGAACAUGAUAGCUCACCUUCGGCAAUUGAUGCUAAUGGAAUCUUGGAAAAGGAUGAGAUGUCACUGAAGACAAGUCUAGAAGUAAGGUCGAAUAAUUUUGAAGGAACGGAUAGUGCACCAUCAGAUUCUGAGAGCACUGAUGCUAGGAACUAUGAAUCCAGAUGGACAAAAGAGGCUAUGAACCCAAUUUCAGAUGCUAUUAUGUUUAAAUACUGUUUAGAAGGCACAAAUGAGCGGUUGAUGUUGCUCAAAGAGAUGAUAACCUCUGCCUGUGAUGAAGAUAUCACUAACUUCGCAGAGCAGGUUUCCUUGUAUGCCGGAUGUUCUCAUCACCAAUAUCAAAUAUUGAUUUCAAAGCGGUUGCUCCAAGAGGGGGCGGAUACUUGGAACUCAAUUACUCAGAACAACUGCCAUGUUCUCUGGAAAGAUGCAGUUCCUGAGAUUGAUAAAAGAUUCAGGAACACUGCCCAUUCUAACAGGGGUUUGUCAGGAGAGGACCUGGAGGUUUUGCGAGGAAUUGCUGGAUGUGGUGAUCAUUUGGGUCGAGAAGAAUUUGAUAGAAUGUGGUACUGGUUAUACCCUGUAGCUUUUUCUUUGUCGAACGAACAAAUAAAUACCAUGUGGGCAUGCAUCUCACCCAAAUGGAUAGAAGGAUUAAUUACUAGGGAAGAAGCUGAGAAUGCGCUGAAAGGUCCUAGAGGGCUGCAGAGACCAGGAACCUUUGUUCUCAGGUUUCCAACCUCUCGCAGCUGGCCUCACCCAGAUGCUGGUAGCUUAGUUGUCACCUAUGUCGCUGCUGAUUCCACACUUCAUCAUAAGCUUCUUUCUUUUGAUUAUAGGAAAAAGGACACCAGCCCACUUCAAGAGUUGCUUUUGGAAGAGCCUGAAUUAUCGCAUUUGGGAAGGGUUUCUCGACAAGGACAUGCUGCUUCCCAGAGCUAAAGACUCUGGUCCUAGUGACCCUUUGCUGUGGCGGCAUGUUAAUGAGAGGCACCCAAAGUGCCGGGAGAGUUUAUUGUUGUUGUUGUAUUAUAAAAAACUGAUGCUGUGUAGUGGAGGGUCUUGCCCCCCGGAUGAGAGGGAAAUGCAAUGGUCAUAUUGUUAACAGAAGUCAAUCAAUAUAGUAAGUUUUUUCCUUUUCUUUUA